AUGCCCCGAAAAAGGGACGUAGCUGCAAUGGAGGAAGUUGGGAUAGAAAUAGACGCAGAGCUGAGUGAUGAUGAAGACGCUGUGACACAGAGAAGAGGGAACAGGAGGCAGGGAGGGGGCAGAGGAGGUGCGAAAGGGCGGGGCAAGAAGCCGGCCAGUGAGGACGAGGAAGAGGAAGAAGAUGAGGAGGAUGAAGCUCCAAGGAGACGCAGGGGAGCAAACGGCAAGAAGCCAGCGAGGAAGCGGGGUGGUGCUGGUGAUGACGAUGAUGAAAGUGAAGGUGAUGCACCCAAGAAGAAGAAAGGAGGUGCUGCUAAUAGGAAGAGAGGAGGAAAGGCCCCAGAUAGUGAUGAAGAGAGCGAGGAGGAGAGAGGAAAGAAAGGACGAAAAGGUGGAGGAAAGAAAGGAGGCAAAGAAGAGCAGGAAGCAAAAGGGAAAAAGGGUGACGCCAAAGGAAAGGACAAGGGAAAAGACAAAGAAAAUGAAAAGGACAAGAAAAAGAAAAAGAAGAAAGGUGACAGCUCGUCUGAUUCCGACUCCAGCUCCGAUGAAGAGGAGUCGCUGUCUGAAGGAGAGAUGGCCCAGCUGAUGGAGGAGGUGGAGGAGAAGAAGAAACUGAUAGCAACCAUCAGGAACAAGCCCUGGAGGAUGAAGAGGAGGCUUGUCCACCUCAAGGAAGCGCAAGAGUUUGUGGACAAGUUUGAAGGGGCUCUUGGCAAAGGCAAAGGAAGGAAGUGGUACGCUUACAAAGUGAUGAUGACAAAGAAAUGGAUCAAGUUUCAAAGAGAUUUUGAGAAUUUCAGAACUGCUUGUAUCCCCUGGGAGAGGAAGAUCAAAGAGGUGGAAAGUCACUUUGGGUCCUCAGUAGCAUCUUAUUUCAUCUUCCUCCGGUGGAUGUACGGGAUGAAUCUUGUUCUGUUCGGUUUUACAUUUGGACUCGUGGUGAUUCCAGAGGUUCUGAUGGGUCUUCCGUAUGGAUCCAUACCCAGGAAGACUGUACCUAGAGCGGAACAGGACACAGCUCAGGACUACUCUGUGCUCAUGGACUUCAACGGCUACUGCAAAUACUCUGUCCUUUUCUACGGCUAUUACAACAACCAGAGGACGAUUGGCCUGUUGAAGUUUCGACUGCCUCUGUCCUACCUUAUGGUCGGGAUCGGGACGUUCGGCUACAGCCUGAUGGUGGUUAUCCGCACAAUGGCCAAGAAUGCUGAUGUGGGCGGUGGUGACGGGGAGGAAGGAGAGUUCACUUUUGCUUGGAAGAUGUUCACCAGCUGGGACUACCUGAUCGGUAACGCGGAGACGGCUGACAACAAGUACGCCUCCAUUACCACCAGCUUCAAGGAGUCUAUUGUGGAUGAGCAAGAGAACCAGAAGGACGAGAACAUCCAUCUCAGGAGAUUCCUCAGAGUCCUGGCCAACUUCUUGAUCACCUGCAGCCUCGGAGGCAGCGGCUACCUGAUCUACUUUGUGGUGAAGAGAUCUCAAGAGUUUGCCUCGCGAGAUGAUCUCAGCUGGUACGAGAAGAACGAGUUGGAGAUCAUCAUGUCUCUCUUGGGUCUGGUUUGUCCCCCACUAUUCGAGACCAUCGCUGAGCUGGAGGACUAUCAUCCUCGAAUCGCCCUCAAGUGGCAGCUGGGCCGCAUCUUCGCCCUCUUCUUGGGAAACCUUUACACAUUUCUGUUUGCCCUGUUUGAUGAAGUCAACUCUAAGCUGUUAGAAGAGCAGGCCAUUAAGAACACAUCCUUGUGGACAAUGAAGGAGUACUAUGCCAACUACUCACGCCUGGUCAAUGACACCGAGGCCACUCCGCCACCUAUGGACCCCUCAGAUGUCAUCAGGGGCCCCUGUUGGGAGACGGCCGUCGGCAUUGAGUUUGUCAAGCUGACAGUGUCGGACAUCCAGGUCACGUACCUGACCAUCCUGAUCGGCGAUUUUGCCCGAGCUGUGAUCGUCCGCUUCCUCAACUACUGCUGGUGCUGGGACCUGGAGGCAGGAUUUCCGUCAUAUGGAGAGUUCGACAUCAGCGGGAAUGUGCUGGGACUGGUCUUCAACCAAGGCAUGAUCUGGAUGGGGGCGUUUUACGCACCUGGUCUGGUGGGAAUCAACGUCCUCCGCCUGCUCAGCUCCAUGUACUAUCAGUGCUGGGCUGUCAUGGCUACUAACGUCCCACACGAGAGGGUCUUCAAGGCUUCCAAAUCCAACAACUUCUACAUGGGCCUGCUGCUGCUCAUCCUCUUCCUCAGCCUCCUGCCUGUGGUCUACACCAUCAUGACGCUGCCCCCCUCCUUCGACUGCGGCCCAUUCAGUGGGAAGGCAAAGAUGUUUGACGUGAUCAUGGAGACCAUUGAUCUGGACCUACCAGCCUUCAUGGGGACGUUGUUCAGCUAUGCAGCCAAUCCUGGACUCAUUAUUCCAGCUGUUCUGCUCAUGGUACUUGCCAUUUAUUAUCUGAACUCGGUGUCUGAGGCGUACAAAAACUCCAACAUGGAACUGAAGAAGAAGAUGCAGAUGGCUCGGGAUGAGGAGAAGAACCGGCGGAACAACACGGACAGCACCAACCAGGUGAUGAAGGACCUGGAAGACCUGCUUCCAAACCCCUCCCUCGCACCACCGGCUCCUCCGCCUGAGCCAGAAAACAAACCAGAACCAGAAGCUAAACCAACCAAGACCAAGCCAGGUUCGGCUGGAAAAGGCGUCAACCUGCAGAAAGACGUGACCCUGGCUUCAUCCAAUCCCAACACUCAAGGGCCUGCAAGUCGAGGACCAGGGCCAAGGGGAGCCAGGCCCGGCCGUGGAAGAGGGCCGCCCCCAAGUUAACGCAAGACCGACAUUCUUACAAGAAGCUGUCACGCCUGUAGACACAAACAAACAUGAAAACAAGCCUUCAUACCUGACACAGGCCAUAAUCUGCCCCUUCAGAACCUGAUACUUAAUGCAAACCUCUGUUUUGCUCUGACUAUUGAGAUGUGAUGCUCUAGUUUUGGAACAAAUGCUGCAUCACUGGUGUGGGCCUAUUGAUGCAAACAACAUUCAAAGUUAAAAGGGAAAAGAAACAUGACUCUGGACUGAAACUAUCUGACACUAAAGUUUACACAGAGGAUUUCACAGCAGAUGUAUAGAACACACAUACUGGUGCAUGCGGUGAAAUAAACAAGCUUCAAGAGUUUAUUUGAGAUGCUUAUCAUUCAUCCUCUAUUUGUACACUCUGUCAGAAGGUCUUUCUGUUGUUAUCUGCCUUCUGUAGCUACAGUUGAGUGUUCGCCAGCUGGCACAACAUCAGAUGCUCUCAGCGUAAAUGUGUUGGAAGUGCGACAUGUUUG
This is a messenger RNA of Synchiropus splendidus (mandarinfish), 3323 nucleotides long. It is a transcript of the gene tmc2a, whose product is annotated as transmembrane channel-like 2a. The record is from RefSeq and is a predicted model, not a curated record. NCBI's taxonomy places the organism in Eukaryota, Metazoa, Chordata, Actinopteri, Syngnathiformes, Callionymidae. Gene Ontology annotation, biological process: vestibular reflex; detection of mechanical stimulus involved in sensory perception of sound. Gene Ontology annotation, cellular component: plasma membrane. The transcript is spliced from 20 exons. Gene Ontology annotation, molecular function: mechanosensitive monoatomic ion channel activity. The coding region runs from base 1 to 2820 and encodes 939 amino acids.